Messenger RNA from Apaloderma vittatum (bar-tailed trogon), 513 nucleotides. It is a transcript of the gene GATAD1, whose product is annotated as GATA zinc finger domain containing 1. The annotation marks the transcript as partial. NCBI's taxonomy places the organism in Eukaryota, Metazoa, Chordata, Aves, Trogoniformes, Trogonidae. Gene Ontology annotation, biological process: chromatin organization. The record is from RefSeq and is a predicted model, not a curated record. The transcript has 5 exons. Gene Ontology annotation, cellular component: nucleus.
AACACCAAGUACAAGUCAGCGCCUGCUGCCGAGAAGAAGGUGUCCACGAAGGGCAAGGGCAGGAGGCACAUCUUCAAGCUGAAGAAUCCCAUCAAGGCUCCUGAGUCUGUAUCCACUAUAAUUACGGCGGAAUCAAUCUUUUAUAAGGGUGUCUACUACCAAAUUGGAGAUGUUGUUUCGGUGGUUGAUGAGCAGGAUGGAAAAACAUACUACGCCCAGAUCCGUGGGUUUAUUCAGGACCAGUACUGUGAGAAGAGCGCUGCGCUGACCUGGCUCCUGCCUACGCAGGCCAGCCCCAAAGACUGUUUUGACCCGGCAUCCUAUAUCAUAGGACCAGAAGAAGAUCUCCCAAGGAAGAUGGAAUAUUUAGAAUUUGUCUGUCAUGCACCUUCAGAAUAUUUCAAGUCUCGAUCAUCUCCCUUCCCUACACGACCAGAGAAGGGCUAUAUCUGGACUCAUGUGGGACCUACGCCUGCAAUCUCCAUUAAAGAAACUGUUACCAAUAAUUUAUAA